UGUCACAGCGAAGGCUUGUAUUUUACAUCUUUAAACGACCUGAUGUCAGAAGAUGCCAUGGAUCUCCUGUUGCAGGAUGACCCAAACGAUCAUGCAUUCAGUAUAAACAUGUACAUGGUAUUGACAUCCCAAUAUUUAGUGGGAAGUUCCCAGGUAUCGUCCGCUAGUGACAGUCUGCUGGCAAAUCCAGACAUGCGAUGGAAGGAUGCUGAUGUGAAGGACACAGAGACACCUGAUCCAAGAACUGUGGCAUUUCAUUCAGAGUGUCAACCUGACAUUCAGUUGAUAUGGGACCCGAUUAUUCAGAGAACUACAGAUUUUAUAAAGCUGUUUUUGACAGAAAAUUUGGUUUUCUCCAUCUGUAUUGCCACCACCCAUUAUGUUGAGAUGGUCAUAUCUCGAGGGAAGGAUUGUCAUUAUGCUUCCCAAGGAAAUUCGCAUCCUCUCACUGAAGAGGAAUUGUACAGAUUUUUGUGCAUUAUCUUAUACAUGUCUGCUGUGAAGUUCCAGUCGAUAGACAGAUAUGGUCAAUGCAUGCCACUAUCGGAACAACCUAGUACAGUGUAUCAAGAAUGAUGUCUAGAAAUAAGUUUUAAAAGGUUGAAUAUAAGAACAUUUUUGUUAAAUAUGAUGCAAGUACAUUUAAAUCUAGUGAUUGAAAGUAAGUACUUGAACAUUCGUAUACGUUGAACUUGCAGAGGAAAAACGGGUAGUACUUUUUGAUAAGGUGCUGUUGCUUAGCAACCAAAUAUAUUUGAAUGCAAAAAAUUAAAUUAUUUUAGAUUAACAAUAAAGAUCUUUGUUUUAAUAUUGCAAUAUUUAUUCUAUUUAGUGGAACAUAAUGGCAAACCGUCAUAUUAUUAAAAAAUGAUGGAUAUGUACAAUGUAUAUAAAGUACAAAGUUUCCAUUUUAUGACCUUUGACCUUAAUUCUUUUCAUCAUAUUUUUUGUAAAAACCCUUUUAAAAUGAUU
Ostrea edulis (European flat oyster) is the source of this 972-nucleotide messenger RNA. RefSeq lists its product as uncharacterized. The transcript is spliced from 4 exons. Lineage: Eukaryota; Metazoa; Mollusca; Bivalvia; Ostreida; Ostreidae. Bases 43 to 576 code for a protein of 177 amino acids. The record is from RefSeq and is a predicted model, not a curated record.